This is a messenger RNA of Dermacentor albipictus, 873 nucleotides long. RefSeq lists its product as uncharacterized. The record is from RefSeq and is a predicted model, not a curated record. Lineage: Eukaryota; Metazoa; Arthropoda; Arachnida; Ixodida; Ixodidae.
AGAAAAAAAAGAUUAGAGAGUAGCUAUUCAAGUACAGCUUUGCAAGAGAAACUUGGUUUUCUAACAAAGAUGAGGCCGCCAUAUUGUAGCGAUCGUCUACAACUCCCCGUUCAACUUUGGGAAGCUUCCUUGAGGAAAAGACCACAUGGCCGCCGAUGUCAUCAGAUUCCCGUCGACCAUUCCGUCAUGCCUCGUUUUACUCCUGCUUCUGCUCGGAACAGCACUUUCUCGAGGCGAACGCGAUUGGUACCGACCUCGCCCCGAACCGAGAAUGUCACGCGGAGGGCGACCACCGAGACACCACGGCUCUGGGGUCAUUCCAGUUCCCAUGGAAUGCCCGUGGCUCACUGAAGCGUUGCGCAACUGCGCGGUAACCAUGAAGGAUACGUGGCGAUUUCAACACGUCACGCGCGAAAUAAGAACUGACCGUUUUAUCAGGGGUCUCCUCAUCUGCUUGACCGUAAGAAGCGUUGAAGCGCCGGAUAAGAUCUACUGCACCGACAGAGAGUCCGUACAUAUCUUCAACUCUUGCAUAAACGAGACUCUCUCCGGACAAAGCAGGGCUCGCCGACAAGAAGCCACACUACUUCUCAAUGAAAUGGAGGAAUGCCUGCACUACUUUCAUUACGAUAAAUUGAGCCAGCUAAGACACAGGACAGUGGCACAUCGCCUCUCAUGACCUCGUCGUCCGUUUUCGUUUGCUCCGAAAAAAGAACGAAAAAAAGACAACGUGACAUAUCAGGAAAGUGCACGCAAAUAAACCACAUGAGGCUACAGCGCCUCAUUUCGCUCAGUCCAUGGUUUCGUCGAUAUUUCCUAUCUUUUUCGUUCUACUGAUAAAAUUAACAAUAAAGAACACCCAAUAAUUUUUCA